UUUCAGUGGAAUGGUGAUCAUGAGUUGCUCUCUUCAGCUUGUCAACCAAACCACCGCAGCAUGAAUCCAUGUCCGGUCUAUGAGAGAGAUUCCAAGACCCUCUUUCUGUUUUUCAUCACUGUUCCUGUUGGGGUUUCUGAACACAAACAAAUACAUAAAAAUAAGAAUCAGGCACGACUUUGUUACAUAACCAGUAAGGACACUGGCAAAACCUGGAGCCAUAUUACAGAUUUGACAGCAGAUGUGAUCGGUGAGCAGGUGAAGGACUGGGCCACCUUUGCUGUUGGACCAGGACAUGGUGUUCAAAUGAAGAGCGGGAGACUGAUUAUCCCAGCCUAUGUAUAUCCUUGCCACUCACUCAACUGUAAGCCCACAUCACAUGCAUUCGCAUUCUACAGUGAUGAUAAAGGAACCACUUGGCAAGCAGGAAAACGUAUGGAUGGUGAGUCUUGUGAGUGUCAGAUGGCUGAGAUCAUAGACGACAAAGGUAACAGUACACUGUACUGCAAUGCUCAAAGUACAUCUGGCUACAGAUUUGAGGCUCUAAGUGAGAGUAACGGAGAAGCUUUUGAAAAGCCUUCAUCUGCACAUAAGCUGACGGAGACCGGACAUGGUUGCCAAGGAAGUGUGUUUAGUUUUGCCCCUGAUCAAGCGCCUGAAAAAACAUGGCUACUCUAUUGCCAUCCAACCAAUCCAAGCAAGAGAACGUGCCUUGGUGUCUACUUGAAUAAAACCCCGUGGGAUGCCUCUGGAUGGGAGGAUUGUAAAUUAAUCAUCCAUGAUGGUCCAAGUGGAUACUCAGAUCUGGCUCAGUGUGGGGAUGGAAAACACUUUGCCUGUCUCAUGGAAUGUGGAGAGAGAAAUGAGGUUGAAGGGAUAGCCUUUGUCCUUUUUAAACUCAGCAACAUCAUUUAGACUAAGCGCGCUGAAUGAGACUGGAGAAAAAAAAAAAGUCAUUUUCUUUUAGUUUGCAAAUGAUUAAAUUACUAAUUUAAAAAUAUGAAGAUCAUAUGCAUUGCAGUUCAAAAGCUCAGUAGGAUUUUUUAAAAGGUAUUAUGGUUUCCACAAGAAUAUUAAGCAGAACAACUGUUUUCAACAUUGCUAAUAAUAAUAAAUGUUACACUGAAGACUGCUAUAGCUGAUGAAAAAUCAGCUUUGCCUUCACAGGAAUAAAUUACAUUUUAAAAUAUUAAAAUGGAGAACAGUUAUUUUAAGUUGUAAUAA
Megalobrama amblycephala (Wuchang bream) is the source of this 1224-nucleotide messenger RNA. Its product is annotated as sialidase-3-like. The record is from RefSeq and is a predicted model, not a curated record. Gene Ontology annotation, molecular function: exo-alpha-sialidase activity. Gene Ontology annotation, cellular component: cytoplasm; membrane; lysosome. NCBI's taxonomy places the organism in Eukaryota, Metazoa, Chordata, Actinopteri, Cypriniformes, Xenocyprididae. The annotation marks the transcript as partial. Gene Ontology annotation, biological process: ganglioside catabolic process; oligosaccharide catabolic process. The transcript has a single exon.